Molecule: messenger RNA, 1611 nt
Organism: Fomitopsis serialis
Lineage: Eukaryota; Fungi; Basidiomycota; Agaricomycetes; Polyporales; Fomitopsidaceae
Exons: 10
Coding region: 1-1611 (536 amino acids)
Source: RefSeq, a predicted model, not a curated record
AUGUCUACCACCUCUCUCCUUCGCUCUGCUGCUACGCAGUCUGCUCGCUCACCCCGCCCCGGUCAUCCUCGCAGUCGUGUCAAUUCCAACGGCUUGAAGGGGGAUCACAUCGAAUCGGACUCCCAGCAGCGAAAGCCCAACAGCCCGGGAGUUGGCCAAUCCGGUCGUAAAGAUCGCCACCAAGCUAGGGAACCCAACGAGGUCAAGAAACCUAAAGCCACUGAACAGGAAACAGAGAUCCAACAGAUCGCCGCCGGCCAGUCCGACCCUGCUGAGGCAGUCACCAACGAGACCGACGGCGAAGACGAGUACCCCGAGGCUGUUCGGAAGGCCUUCGGAGACAAGUACCACAAUCUCCCGCACGUCACUGGGGAGAUCAUCUCUGGUUUCACACGCGACGAUUGGACGGCGUUGCAGCAGUGGAUCGAGAAGCACGACGAUCUCAAUCGUUUCAAAUUUUGUUAUGACAGCGAGCAGGGGAAAUUAACAACGAUGUCUGCUAGCGAUAUACACAACCGUCUCUGUGCUACAGAGAGGUCGAUCAGCAACGACAGGUGGUACCGCGGCUUUUGUCCUCCCGGGUGGGUCGAACAUGCGCUAGGUGUCUCAGACGAACAGGCGGAGUACGCGUCGAUUCGUAACCCGAGCGGCUCGAAGAAGAUUGCAGAUAUGGUCGAGGCGAUCUUAGUCGGCGAUAAGCUGUACGUCACCCAACUGAACGAAUCGGCCAAGUCGCAGGAGCUUCAUCAUACCAAGGGAAAGGAAGGCGCGCUUCCUAAGCUCGUGGAUUUGGGGGAUGCACUAAUCGGAACUCGCAAGACAACGCCCGCCAACGGCGACGGGUCAGAGUUCCCCCCUUCAUCGCCCUCACCUGCUUCAACAUCGACGAGCAGUGGUGCUUAUACCGUCUCGUCGCUCGAGCUCGACAGGGAGCGGUACCGCACCCUGUCGGAGAAGCACGCUGGAUUGAUCUCGGACGCGGGUCCAUGGCGCACAGCGAACGGCGCCGGAGUGAAGGAGCAGUGGGACAUGGACAAAUGGGUUGCCAAGGGUUUAGCCAUCCCCAUUCUCGAAUCGUACGAAGGGCAGCUCAAGGAACAGCUCCGCGUCUUCUUGAAGAAGGUCGAGGACGGCUACAAACUGAAGCUGUCCAUGGUGGUGAACCUGCUGGGCUUACCGGAGAACGCGCGGAAGUUGGCGGAGGCCCUCGGCGACAUCGUCGAUGACGAUGAACUCAACGCCCGCUCCGCAGAGUUCGAUGAAUUCGUUGACAAAUUGCUCGAUCCGCAAGACAAGCACUUACGCCUUCCGGGCGAAGACGUAUUAUUCGACGCCCAUAUUACUCAGCUCCUCAAAGCUAUCAAGGCGGGUACGAGAGGUACCGCCGUCCAACGCCUGGUCGACAACACGACGGUGGAAAACCAAGCAGAAGGCGCCGUGCAAGGGGGACGUGCUGCACCCAACCCCAAGUUCCAGCCGAAUAAUGCCCUCCGGGAGCAGUUGAAGUCCAUUAGCCAGAUGGCACGCAAGCGCAAGCGUUCCGACACCGUCGAGGCAGAGCUGGAGGAAGAUCGUGGCCGCGACGGUCCGAGUUCCUCUCGCCAGCAGUGA